Messenger RNA from Cuscuta epithymum, 1849 nucleotides. The record is from the annotation of a GenBank genome assembly. NCBI's taxonomy places the organism in Eukaryota, Viridiplantae, Streptophyta, Magnoliopsida, Solanales, Convolvulaceae.
UAUUAAUGGGCCGUGGCGACACUCCGCCGUACGCGAAAUUAACAUUCCGGGUUUCCACAUCCCAUAUCCCCAUUCCGCAACAACCCUAUCUCUGUUUCCUCUCUGGUUUUGCUUCUUCCAUGGCUUACAUUUUUCGUCUUCUCGCCCUCUACACCACACUCAUCACUUUCAUGGCUGGCCUUUCUCUUGCUCAGAGACCCUUUUUCCCAAGGGCCAUUAUUCUUCCAGUCACCAAAGACUUGCCCACUUCACAGUAUGUAACUCAAAUUCAAAUCGGUCAUAGUAAUAAUUUUGAUCCGCUGAAACUAGUUGUUGAUCUCGGAGGGCCGUUUCUCUGGGCCGAUUCUGCUUCUUCAUCUCAGGGUUCCAUUCCUUGUGGGUCGCUCAAGUGCUCCAUGGCUAAUCCGAGUGGAGGAUGCACCAGCAAAGAGAUCUGCGGGCUUUUGUUUGAAAAUCCCAUCUCGAAAAUGGCUGGAUCUGGAAUUCUGAAAGAAGACUCCAUAGCUUUGGAGUUCAUAGCAGAUGAGCCAAAGGCGUCUUCUUUUCUGUCUUAUGUUCCUGAUUUCUUGUUUUCUUCUGUCCCGAGUUUGUUUUUGCAAGGUCUGGGUAGUGGCGUGAAUGGCGUUUUGGGCCUUGGGAAUUCCAGGGUUUCUCUGACAUCCCAGCUUGCAAACGCCUAUGGUGGAAUUCCCAGAAAGUUCUCCCUCUGUUUGUCCUCUUCUAAUGGCGCCAUCAUCUCCGGUGACAUUCUUCAACACAAUGAUGAUGUUUCAAGGUCUAUGGUGUAUACCCCCUUGGUUUCCGGCCAAAAUGGUCUAGAGUAUUACAUCAAUGUGAAAUCAAUUAAGAUCAAUGAUAAAAGGUUGGACCUGAAUGGAUCUUUGCUGUUCUUGGAUGAAGAAGGUGUCGGUGGAGGGACAAAGAUCAGCACAGUGGUGCCUUACACAACCAUGAAGACCAAGAUUUACAAUGAGUUUCUUGAGUCCUUUUUAGAAGCUGCUGCUGCCUCCAAGUUGACUAGGGUACACUCAGUGGGGCCAUUUGAGGUGUGUUUUAAGGAUGUUGUUGGUUGGGAUGCUCCAAAGGUUGAGUUUGUGUUGCAGAGUGAGAUGGUGAAGUGGAGGAUAAUGAAUGCAAUGGUGAAGAUGAGUAGUGAUGAUGGGGUGAUGUGUUUGGGGAUCUUGGAUGGUGGGCAGGCUCAGAUUGCUUCCAUUGUGAUUGGAGGAUACCAAUUGGAAGAUAAUUUGUUGGACUUCAAUUUGGGCACUUCUAUGCUUGGGUUCACUCCUCUUAUGCCAGAAACAACUUGUUCACACUUCUCAGGAUUAUUCAGAGAUGACAGAGGAUCAGUUUGAAUGCUGCACAUUUUUGGAAGAGAUUAAUUAUUUCUUAACUACGAGACUAUAUAUUAUUUAUAAAUUGCAAGUAACAUUCCACGCAAUUACGAAUCUAUGUAUACAUAAUACAUUAUUGUUGUAAUUAGCAGCAGAUCUUUUUCUGGACUAUGAUAGAGUGAUAAACAUGUCAUUGUACUAAUUAAGUAAUUAUAACCUACUCUGUAUCAUUUCUGGCUUUUACAAAAAAAAAGAAUGACACCUCAUCCUUAAGGACCCAACACUGACCGGACGGCAUGAUGGGAGGAUGUAAAUUGGAUUAUAAUCACAAUCUGACAGAUAGAGAGUCAGGCUCUGUCCCCGGUAUGGAUCUUUGUUGUUCGUGAGUAUGUGAAAUAUAUAUUAUUAUAAACCCAAAUAUGGAUCUUUGUUGUUCGUGGAUGGGUUUGAUCUUUGCAUAUUUUUGUUGAACUUUUUAUUUGCGUUUUCUGCUAACUUUUAAGACUAGAACCGAG